Messenger RNA from Phaedon cochleariae (mustard beetle), 1379 nucleotides. The record is from the annotation of a GenBank genome assembly. Lineage: Eukaryota; Metazoa; Arthropoda; Insecta; Coleoptera; Chrysomelidae.
UAUUUGUUGCAUGAUUGAUGCAAAACAAUUCACAGUUUCAUAUCUUGCAAAUAUGACUUCUCUGAAACAUUUCGUAUUACUUAUUUUCAUGUGUUUUAUCGUGUUUGCUGCAUCAGUUCCUUCUUCAAGAUCUUCGAGAGAUGUAUCACAAAAUGAAAACGUAGCAGCAAGAAUAUCCAGGAAGAACCCAAUAACUUUUCAUCUCAGGAAAUAUGACAUCCGUAUCGAUGGUUUGGAAAGUAUGUCGUACCCAGAUCUCAAAGAUAUAAUUCGUUCACAAUAUGUAGAAGAUGCUGAAGAAGGUAAUAUCCAAGGGAACCAAUCGUUUAAAAGUAUGGCACAAGAUCCAAUUGAGAAGAAUGUACGAAUUGAACAUGCAAAUAAAAGUGCCGAAGAAAUUGAAAACAAUGAUAUUUAUGCCACCCUAGAAGACUUGAGAAAUAAACUGGACGAAAUCGAGAAAAUAAGAAGCAGUGAACUCAAAUAUGAUGAAGCAAUUCUGGAAACGCUAAAAGAAAUAACAAGUUUGUAUAACAAGACUCUACAGAAAUCGGAUGGUGAUCUAUAUCUCACCAAAGUUGGAGUAAGCAAACCAAUAAUCACAGAAUCGUCAUUCAAAAUUGAGUCGAAAGAAGAGAGGAGGAUGAGGAAAAUGAUACCUAAAAAUUGCUUGGAAGUACUUGAAUAUGGUAAUAACGUAUCUGGUGUAUACCAAAUCCAACCAGACAGACUCAAGGAACCAUUCAUGGUUCUAUGCGAUAUGGAAAUAAAAGGUGGAGGUUGGACUCACAUCCAAAAACGAUUUGAUGGAUCAGUUGAUUUUUUUCUCGGAUGGUGGGAGUACAAGACAGGAUUUGGUGACCUUCUGGGAGAAUUUUGGAUAGGCCUUGAACAUAUUCGAUGGUUAACAGGUCUCACACCUAGCGAACUUCUGGUAGAAAUCGUCGACAGAGAUAACGUUACCAAAUAUGCCCAUUAUAAGGCUUUUGGCAUUGGCACUGAACCAGAUGGAUAUGGAUUGGAUGUCCUUUCUGGAUAUAGUGGAGAUGCUGGAGAUUCUUUAGAAUACCACCGUGGUUCAAAAUUCACCACCAAGGAUUUCGACCAAGAUAAUUACGUUGAAAACUGUGCUGUGAAGUAUGGUGGAGCAUGGUGGUUCCGUAACUGCUUUGAGAGUAACCUCAAUGGAAAGUAUAUUAACGUACCUCUGACUUCUGUUACUGCUCAUGAAGGGCUGGAUUGGCACACUUUCAGAAACAGUGGGUAUUGUCACGCAAAGUCUAGGAUGCUUGUUAAACCGGGAAGAAGUUGAAUUUCAUAUUAUUACUCUGUAAUUAUGAUAAAAUAUUAUCGAAAUUAAAUAUAUUCUUUGAAUAUAA